AUGGCAAGUGUCCAUCCAACUGACCGUGAAUCCAACGAAAAUGUGUCAACCUGGAAGGCAGUGAGCAAAUGGUUGCCAUUUCCAUUUGGCGAUCAUCCAUGGUGGAUAGAUGGCACUACUCGUGUACCGGACGAAAAGGAGGACAAUCCCCGCCUCCGGCGGGCCGGAGUGAUUAACAUAUUUGACCAUAAUGGUUUCGACUUUCAGGUCUUCAUCGUCGCUGCAUCGGGCUUCCUCACGGAUUCUUACGCCCUCUUCGCAACUAACGUUAUCCUCCCAAUAUUGGCUUUUUUGUACUGGCCAGACCAAACAAACCGCCAGCCAGAACUCUAUAUCAAUGUUGCGACGUUGGCUGGCUCAGCCUUUGGACAAUUACUGUUCGGCUGGCUGACAGACCGACUUGGACGACGGAAGCUUUAUGGACUUGAAUUGGCCCUGGUGGUCUUUGCCACGCUUGGAAUGGCUCAAGCAUCAACAGGCAUGUACAAUAAUAUGCACAUUUUGAGUUGGAUUGUGUUCUAUCGCUUUUUCCUCGGAAUUGGGAUUGGCGCCGAGUACCCUCUGAGCGCGGUGAUAACGGCCGAGUUUGCUAGCACGAAAUAUCGUUCCAAAAUGAUGGCAGCUGUGUUUCUGAUGCAGCCACUGGGACAAUUGCUGGCAGCCGCCGUGGGUUGGGGGGUUAUGGCAGGGCUGAUGCGAUCGCGAGGCCUGCAAGGACUUCCAGACCACGGGCCAGCGUUUGAAAAGCUUCCGCUAGAACAGAAACAGCUAAUUCUCUCGACGCUGGAUAGCGUCUGGCGCUACAUCGAUCUGCUGAUUAUUGCUAGAUUUUUGCUUCUAUGCACUUGGAAUCAACUCUUCACGCCCCAUUCUGCUCUCUGGGCGUCCCAUGUUGCCAAUGUUACGACAUUCACCACGCUACCGGCAGCUGCCACUAGCAUCACGAUCCCUAUUACUCAAGCAGUGACCGCCAAUGGGAGCAUCUAUAAUCUGACCACCUCCGGUGUGGCAGAUUUUCCACCUGUGACAGCCACUUUGACUACUGUUGCACCUGCCACUUACUCCGGUCUCAAUGUGCCUGACUAUCUGAAUAUCUGGGAUCCCACAUACAACAUGCUCGAUGAAAUAUCGAACAAUGCAAGGUAUUACAUCUACACUAUCUCUAUCGGCUCUUUGGUUGGCGGUGGGCUUCUUAUUUUUUUGAUUGAUUAUAUACCUCGGAAGACGUGGUUAGUGUGCUCGUUUCUUCUACUGAGUGUUUUGUUUGCCGUGCUAGGGGGUGUUCUAGUAGCCACUGAAUUUAGACCUGGGCAUUGGGCAACUGUGGUUCUUUAUGCCUCGUGUCAGCUACUUUUCAAUCUCGGUGAGUUUGGUUCGAAUCUAAGCCUUCGAUAUUCAAGAGUACUCACUCGUGCACAUACAGGUCCAAACACUUUGACUUAUAUCGUGAGUGUCCCUAGCGCUUUCGCGUUGAACAAACUGUAG
Messenger RNA from Penicillium lagena, 1485 nucleotides. RefSeq names its product major facilitator superfamily domain-containing protein. Gene Ontology annotation, cellular component: membrane. Gene Ontology annotation, biological process: transmembrane transport. Gene Ontology annotation, molecular function: transmembrane transporter activity. The transcript is spliced from 2 exons. The record is from RefSeq and is a predicted model, not a curated record. Bases 1 to 1485 code for a protein of 494 amino acids. NCBI's taxonomy places the organism in Eukaryota, Fungi, Ascomycota, Eurotiomycetes, Eurotiales, Aspergillaceae.